Botrytis cinerea B05.10 is the source of this 1142-nucleotide messenger RNA. RefSeq lists its product as hypothetical. The coding region runs from base 512 to 1048 and encodes 178 amino acids. NCBI's taxonomy places the organism in Eukaryota, Fungi, Ascomycota, Leotiomycetes, Helotiales, Sclerotiniaceae. The transcript has 3 exons. The record is from RefSeq and is a predicted model, not a curated record.
GAUCAACCUAUCACCGACUAUCAAUAUGGAGUACGCAAGUCCAUCACCUUAGUUGGAAGAGAACGGAGAGAUAUGAGAAGGAUGCUUGCUUGGAGACACUAAAAGUAUGGUAGUCUUGCGGAGCUAGCAACCACGAGCUGACUGUUUGUUUUUAUGUCUAUACACUCUUCCCUGUAGUUGAGAAUAUGAAUUGAUCUUCAGUCUCCACACUUCGAGCGAAGUAGUAACUAUCGGGUAGACUCGAAUGAUAAAGUGACCGGCGUAUUGUUUACUGGAGGUGCGGUUGAAAUUUCUCUAUACCACCGGACUAAAUUUGAGGUUACUUUCGAUCACCACUCUACUAAGUUCACUAUGGCUUGUAUGCAAGACCGUUGUAUGAUGUGCGAUAUCACCCCCUCGCUACCGUUUUAGCACCCAACCUUAUCUUCUGCUAAGAAGACCGUUCUCCUCAUCACAUGUUACAUGUCAUUUUUGUCACGAUCCUUCUUACUUUUCCUCAAAGAACGCCAUUAUGAAGGUCUCAUGCAUUGCUAUUCUCACCGUUGCUGUUAGCACAGUCACUGGUGCUUAUAUUGACAGUACACCCGCCGAUAAAACUGCAGUUGACAGUAAAUUCUUCAAUGGCACUACUUAUGGACAUCAAAAUUCCGUAACAGUCAGUAAUGACACUACAUCCACGAAUAUCACAACAUCAGACAGCUCAUUCACGAAUGAAGAUGCAACCACCGAAAGCGUAGAAGCAGAGAAAGAAUACCAAGAAGAUGUUGCGGAAGUCAUCGAAGAUAUAGCAUUAGAUAUCCAAGAUGAUUUAGAGGACAACAAACCCCUCCUUCCCGGUAAAUUAUGUGCUAUACGUCGUAAACCUCGAUGCUGCGAAGCAGGUGGGAGAUUGUACAAAGAUGGAUGCGAACGUCUUUCGAUGCCACUACCAGCCAAUCGCAACGAAUUCCGAAGCACAUGUGAGGAAGUGAAUAAGGUCGCCUAUUGCUGCAAGAACUCUGUCGACAUGGCUCAAAUAGGAGUCAUGUGUCGCAAACCAAGAAAGUGAAUCGACACGCUCGGGAAUUCGGGCUGGGAAUGGGUAUAGAAAAGGGGUUCAAAAUGAACGACGUUUACUGUAGCAUAAUAUUAAUUUGAAUACA